Hypomesus transpacificus is the source of this 2198-nucleotide messenger RNA. It is a transcript of the gene srp54, whose product is annotated as signal recognition particle 54. Gene Ontology annotation, biological process: SRP-dependent cotranslational protein targeting to membrane, translocation; SRP-dependent cotranslational protein targeting to membrane. Bases 234 to 1757 code for a protein of 507 amino acids. The record is from RefSeq and is a predicted model, not a curated record. NCBI's taxonomy places the organism in Eukaryota, Metazoa, Chordata, Actinopteri, Osmeriformes, Osmeridae. Gene Ontology annotation, molecular function: endoplasmic reticulum signal sequence receptor activity; GTPase activity; ATP hydrolysis activity. The transcript is spliced from 17 exons. Gene Ontology annotation, cellular component: cytosol; signal recognition particle, endoplasmic reticulum targeting.
UGCAUUUUGCUUCUGGGUCGAAUCGGAUUUAGAUGACGUUCGUUUGGUUGACUUAGCUUCUGUAGCAGCUGGAACAACAGGAAUACUGAUUCUACUGAUUCUGGAUUACUAUUGAUAACAAACAGUCAUCACUGCACUAAUUGGUGAGCAGUGAAACUAGGGGGUUGCCCCUCAACAUUGAAGCCGAAGAGGCCGAAUUUCUCAACUGAUUUUGUUUCACUUGGAUUGUAAAGAUGGUUUUGGCCGAUUUGGGACGAAAGAUCACGUCGGCGUUACGAUCACUCAGUAAUGCCACAAUCAUCAACGAGGAGGUGCUAAAUGCCAUGCUAAAGGAAGUAUGUGCAGCCCUCCUGGAAGCUGAUGUCAACAUAAAGCUGGUGAAACAGCUUAGAGAAAAUGUCAAGUCAGCCAUUGACCUGGAGGAGAUGGCGUCCGGCCUGAACAAGAGGAGGAUGAUCCAGCAUGCUGUCUUCAAGGAGCUGGUCAAGCUGGUGGAUCCAGGGGUGAAGGCAUGGACGCCCACGAAGGGCAAGAACAACGUGAUCAUGUUUGUGGGUCUCCAGGGGAGUGGGAAAACCACAACAUGUUCAAAGUUGGCAUACUACUUCCAGAGAAAAGGCUGGAAGACCUGUUUGAUAUGUGCUGACACUUUCAGAGCUGGUGCCUUUGAUCAGUUGAAACAGAACGCAACAAAAGCCAGAAUCCCAUUCUAUGGAAGUUACACAGAGAUGGACCCUGUUGUCAUAGCAGCGGAAGGUGUAGAGAAGUUCAAGAAUGAGAACUUUGAAAUUAUCAUUGUUGACACCAGCGGUCGACACAAGCAGGAAGAUUCUCUUUUUGAGGAGAUGCUCCAGGUUUCCAACGCUGUGCAACCAGACAACAUAGUGUACGUGAUGGAUGCCUCCAUCGGCCAGGCCUGCGAGGCCCAGGCCAAGGCCUUCAAGGACAAGGUAGACGUGGCAUCUGUCAUUGUCACUAAGCUCGACGGGCAUGCCAAGGGUGGUGGAGCUCUCAGUGCUGUGGCUGCGACUAAGAGUCCCAUCAUUUUCAUUGGAACUGGAGAGCACAUUGAUGACUUUGAGCCAUUCAAAACACAGCCCUUCAUCAGCAAGUUACUGGGUAUGGGAGACAUUGAAGGAUUGAUAGACAAGGUCAACGAACUCAAACUAGAUGACAAUGAGGAGCUGAUUGACAAGUUGAAACAUGGCCAGUUCACUCUCAGAGACAUGUAUGAGCAGUUCCAGAACAUCAUGAAGAUGGGACCGUUUGGACAGAUCAUGGGAAUGAUCCCAGGCUUUGGAACAGACUUCAUGAGCAAAGGCAAUGAGCAGGAGUCCAUGGCCAGGCUGAAGAAACUAAUGACCAUUAUGGACAGCAUGAACGACCAAGAGCUGGACAACAAAGAUGGUGCCAAGCUGUUUAGCAAGCAGCCCAACCGUAUCCAGAGAGUGGCUCGGGGGUCAGGUGUUGCCACCCGCGAUGUCCAGGAGUUGCUCACCCAGUACACAAAGUUUGCACAGAUGGUCAAGAAAAUGGGUGGUAUCAAGGGCCUGUUCAAAGGUACGAAAGGUGGCGAUAUGUCCAAGAACGUGAACCCCUCUCAGAUGGCGAAGUUAAACCAGCAGAUGGCCAAGAUGAUGGAUCCAAGAGUUCUGCAUCACAUGGGAGGCAUGGCCGGGCUUCAGUCCAUGAUGAGGCAGUUCCAGCAGGGAGCUGCUGGCAACAUGAAAGGAAUGAUGGGAUUCAACAACAUGUGAACCACAAAGCCUUAACAGUACCACUGAAGGAUACAAAAUAUGUGUUUUUGGACCGUUGUGAAAAGGAGGAGGUGGGGCUAGGGGGAGGGAGAGGAAAGGAGAUCAUUUGAGUAGAUGGCAAUUGUUUCAGGAGGUGGAGCCAGUUAUUUGAGGAUUAGACAAGUGGAACCAAGUUCUUUUUGCCUCCGUAAUAUAAUUCUAUAACUUCUUUGUGUAUAAGAUUAUGCAGAGGCGUAUGUUCAUGUCCAGAAUAACAGGUUGAUGAUUUUACAGUAAUUGCAGGUAAAAGAGGCACGAGAUGGCAGGCAGGAUUACAGUAGUGUAAGGAAAUCAUGGCUGAUAAUCCUGAUUUCGAGAGUUUGCAAUGAAUGAAUAUGACAAGAUCAGUUUGUGACAAUAUUUUUGUCAUAAUGUUAUAAUAAAAUUUGUAUUGCAACGUUU